Messenger RNA from Sphaeramia orbicularis (orbiculate cardinalfish), 2994 nucleotides. RefSeq names its product UV-stimulated scaffold protein A (gene uvssa). Gene Ontology annotation, molecular function: 2 iron, 2 sulfur cluster binding; RNA polymerase II complex binding. The record is from RefSeq and is a predicted model, not a curated record. Gene Ontology annotation, cellular component: chromosome. Gene Ontology annotation, biological process: transcription-coupled nucleotide-excision repair; response to UV. Lineage: Eukaryota; Metazoa; Chordata; Actinopteri; Kurtiformes; Apogonidae. The transcript has 16 exons. Bases 250 to 2580 code for a protein of 776 amino acids.
AGAAAGAUGUUCCGGAAGUGAAUAUCAAUGAAGGCUUCAAAUAAUAAGACGAUGUAAAUGUGUAACUAAACCAACAGGGAAAAGACGGACAGGGUUUAUUUUAUAGUUCGUUCAUUAAUGGACAAAGACUCAGUCGGACUUGUUGAUUUCAGAUUCUAAAAACACACUUUCACCUGGGUCGCAUUCGUAGCCUGUGUCUCGUCUUGUUAAAUGUUGGACCUGGUUGUCAGAUAUAUGUAGUAACUCGUGAUGGAGUUGUCUCAGAGGGAGAGGUUGUCAGAACUGGUGGAGGAGCUGACCACAUCUGGACAACCUGAGCUGAACGAGGACAAAAUGAAGGAGGUCAAGAAGCUGUGCAAGGUGUCCAAUGACUGCAUAGACCAUGUGUACCACUCAGUCAUGUCCCAGCUCAAUCAGGAGCACGCAGAGGUCCGACUAUCCGCCUUCCAGAUUGCCAGCGAGCUCUUCUCCAGAUCACAUCAUUUCAGAAUACUGCUGGUCGACAACUUUCAGGAGUUCUUGGAGUUGACGGUAGAGACAGAUCUGGACCAGCCCCUCCCUCCUCCUAAAGAGGUAGCGCGGAAGCUGAAGUCAUUGGCCAUCAAGACGGUCCAGUCUUGGCAGUCCUCUUACGGGGUGGCGUACAAGAAGCUGGCGCUAGGCUACCACUUCCUCAAACAGGUUAAGAAGGUGGACUUCCAGGACAUUGAGGCCAGGACAGUGACAGAGAGACGGAGGGAAGAGGAGAGACGGAGUCGGCUGCAGAGGAUCUACAGACAGAAGGUGGAGGCAGCUGCGAAAGACAUGGAGGAGUCGUACCAGGAAAUUGAAGCCACACUGACUGAGAUGGAAUCAUGUAUGCAGCUGCUAUUCCCCGAGUUUGAGCUUAUAGGUGUCAAAGAGCAGGCAGCCGACAGCAGCCGCAUGAAUGAACGAGCAGAUGAUGAUGAUGAUGAUGAUGAAGAACAACCAUGCUGCAGCAAAGACCUGAAGGAUGAAGGAAAGAGAGGGGAGAGAAGGGAGGGAACCAUGACCAGACAUGACGAGGACAAGAUGGAGGAGGAAGAUGACAAAGAGGACAACAGAGAGAAGACGAGGAAAGAAAAGAUGGAGGACGAAGGAGGAAGGGUUAGGAAUGUGCAAGAGGAGAAGGGAGUGAAGAGGAAAGGGAAGACGAAGGUAGAGGAAAUAGAAGCACAGAAAGGGGAAGGAGGCAGUGAAGAAGAGGAGGAAGAGGAAGAGGAGGAGCCCUCUGUUGAGGACCUUUUUAUCCGGAACUCGGGCCUCAUCUCUCACUCAUACAGUCUGGAUCUGAACCUCAGUCCAGGUCCUCAUAUUAAAGAGACGGAGGACAACGAGGCGGUCGUGUCGACAGUGAUCGACCUCCACAGACUGAUAACCACCAAACACCUCCCUGCUGUACAGAGUUGGGUUCAGAUCUUCACUAAAUCAGGUGCUGAAGAGCAGCUGUUAAGGAGAGCACUCCAUCUGAAGGGGUCUUUAGAAGCCGCCGUGCAGAAACACAAGGAGCUUCACAUCGACUACAAGACCAGGGUCCGCAAAGUGAUGACAGCUUCUUCAGGUGGUGAGGAUGAUGAGGAUGAUGAUGAUGAUUUUGAUGAAGUUCCAGAGAAAGAAGGAUACGAACCGCACAUUCCAGAGCAUCUACGAGCAGAGUAUGGUUUGGAUCCUUCUCCUUCCACCUCAACAGCACCAGCCCCGAAAACGCCUCCAGCUAAGAGACCUCCACCUCCACCCCCUCUAUCUUCCUCCUCCUCCUCCAGGCGACUAAAGCGACUCAUGGAAGAAGAGCAAGAUCCAACAUCUGCAGCGGCAACUCUGCGCCUUCUCAAACAAACACUCCCCCUUCCCACAGAGACCAGCUCCUCAGGCCCCCAUCCAUCUAAGGUGGCCUCUGCCCAGAAGGCCCCCAGUGCACCUGUGGUACCGUUUGGUUUGGAUCUGUACUACUGGGGCCAGGAUCAGCCCAGUGCUGGCAAGAUCAUCAAGUCGGCGUCUCAGCAUCAGUUCUGGGUGCCCACAGAGGUGGAGGAGGAGGUGGAGAACAAGGAGUUGGCAGCAGAGAGCAGGAGCAGAUACAUCUCGUUCCCUGGGAGCUUCAGUCCUGUCACCCACCACUGUGGCGCCCCCCUGGGUGACGGGAGGCUGUGUCAGAGACAGGACCGGCUCAAGUGUCCUUUCCAUGGACCCAUCAUUCCUCGGGACCAGGAUGGUCGACCUCGUUUGAAGGAGGACCAGCUGAGAGAGGAGCGGGAGGAGCAGAGGCGGAGCCAGGAGGAGCCUGAUUGGCGGGAUGUGGAGCUCAUGCGAGACAUCGAGGCUGCCACAGGACAGGACCUGGGCUCUAAUAGGGUGGGCAAAAAAGGGAAGGGGAAAGGCAAGAAGAAGAAGUUUCCCAACCUCAGUGAUCUGAAGCAGAACGCCAACACGUCGCGAUCCAGACUGGAGAAGAAAGUCUUCAACAAGAGCUCCAUGCGUCGAAUGGCUCAGGUGUUGGAUAAAGCUGACAGGAGGAAACACGACAAGUUCUCCAACCAGUUCAACUACGCCCUCAACUGACCUCCAUACAAAACACACCGACCAAAGGAGAUGCAUUUACUGCUGUAUGUGAACGCCACGUAAACCAGCGCACAUGAUGAGUGAUCUGAUGUGUGUUGGCCUUUAAAACAUGUAAUAAUAUUUAAUACAGUGUACAUAACACUGAACUGUGUACAAGUAUAUUUUAUAUGGCUUCUCACAAUAUUUUUAUAAACACUGAUGGAUUAGAAUUGAUAAAGGUUUAUGUUUUAGGCCAAUAUUCCUUGUUUAAUACUGCCAUCGUAUGCAUAAACUGAUGUUGAACUGUUCCUGCUGGAUAUAUAUAUAUAUAUAUAUAUGUGGAAUGUAUUUAUCAUACUUUUCUGAAAUGAGUGAACGAAGGAAACUGUAUUUGUUUGGUGUUUCUUGUAUUGAAGCUGUGUGUUUGUAACUGUC